Cetraspora pellucida is the source of this 468-nucleotide messenger RNA. Lineage: Eukaryota; Fungi; Glomeromycota; Glomeromycetes; Diversisporales; Gigasporaceae. The record is from the annotation of a GenBank genome assembly.
AUGCAUCCUUUCUGCCAACAAAAAUUUGAUUUUAUUUGGGAAUAUCUUGGAAAAAUACCAACUGUUGACGAAUAUAACAACACACUUGACCAAGUAGAAGUUACUGUUAUUACUCUACAACAAGGCAAAUACUUAACCUCUGAACAAACCCAACUCCUUACUCUAUAUUCUAAAUACUGCAGAUUUUCUUGGGGCAACGAAAAAUCUAAAUUUACUUAUAGACCCUCUUGGGACUCUGAUAUAGUUGAACAAGACUUUCCUGAAGAAACUACUUCUACAGUAUACUACUUGGAAUUUCCUAAUAUUGACAACCCUACUGGAACUAUCUAUACUCCUGCCCAAAAACAAAAACAAACUACUUUUCAUCAAUAUACUCAACACGAAUUUAAUAAUUUAAGCCUCUACAAACAAGAACUAAAUAACAGAGUUCAAUCUACUAACAGAAUAAAGGAACUUUUUAAAUUCUGA